Molecule: messenger RNA, 1469 nt
Organism: Coccinella septempunctata (seven-spotted ladybird)
Lineage: Eukaryota; Metazoa; Arthropoda; Insecta; Coleoptera; Coccinellidae
Gene: HisCl1
Product: glycine receptor subunit alpha-4
Exons: 8
Coding region: 131-1354 (407 amino acids)
Biological process (GO): signal transduction; nervous system process; chemical synaptic transmission
Cellular component (GO): synapse; neuron projection; membrane
Molecular function (GO): neurotransmitter receptor activity; extracellular ligand-gated monoatomic ion channel activity; chloride channel activity
Source: RefSeq, a predicted model, not a curated record
GUGCGUUGCAAUCAAUGAAUAUAUACGCAGACACAUGACUAAAUUGAUUAUAAAAUAACACCUAAUUAAAUUAGUGUGCACGAUCCGCGAAGUAGAUGAUGUAAAACGAAAACCACGUUUUUUUAUUAAAAUGAAAUUUAUCAUAUUGAUAAUUUUGAUUUAUUGGUGUUCAUGCGUUAUAGCAAAUUUCAAUAGCCACAGAGGGUCAGAAUACGUCGAAGAAAAUAGUUUAUCUCUAAGAGAUAUAUUGCCAGUUAAAGUGAAACAUUAUGACAAAAAUCGAGCACCAAAAUUCCAAGGGCAACCAACAGUGGUUUAUUUCCAUGUUACUGUUCUUUCAUUAGAUUCAAUCAACGAGGAAUCUAUGACUUAUGUUACUGACAUAUUUCUCGCACAAAGCUGGAGAGAUCCACGCCUGAGAUUGCCUGAAAAUAUGAGCGAAGAAUACAGAAUUUUGGAUGUAGAAUGGCUUCACAGUAUUUGGAGGCCAGAUUGCUUCUUCAAAAAUGCUAAGAGUGUGACUUUCCACGAGAUGACCAUUCCGAACCACUAUCUUUGGCUAUAUCACGAUAAAACGUUAUUGUACAUGUCCAAGCUGACUUUAGUUCUUUCAUGUGCAAUGAAAUUCGAAUCUUAUCCUCACGACACACAGAUUUGCUCUAUGAGUAUAGAAAGUUUAUCCCAUACUGAUCACGACCUGGUUUUCAUAUGGAAUAUGACAGAUCCAUUGGUUGUUAACCCAGAGAUUGAAUUACCACAGUUAGACAUAGCAGAAAAUUACACAACCGACUGCACCAUUGAAUACUCUACAGGAAAUUUCACGUGUCUGGCAGUUGUCUUUCAACUACGCAGAAGACUUGGAUACCAUCUUUUCCACACAUAUAUACCUUCUGCAUUAAUUGUUGUAAUGUCGUGGAUAUCUUUCUGGAUCAAACCUGAAGCAAUUCCAGCUAGAGUAACUUUAGGAGUUACUUCAUUGCUCACAUUGGCCACUCAGAACACACAGUCGCAGCAGUCCCUUCCACCUGUGUCUUACGUGAAGGCAAUUGACGUUUGGAUGUCGAGUUGUUCGGUUUUUGUAUUUUUAUCCCUGAUGGAGUUCGCAGUGGUUAAUAACUACAUGGGCCCUGUGGCCACAAAGGCGAUGAAAGGUUACUCAGACGAAGAUAUCCCCUCGGAAGUUAUGGAGUAUAGGGGUAUGGAGAGAAUACGAUACAGUACCGUCAGCCAGCCUCAAUACGAAACUUUUUGUAACGGCAGAAGUAUAGCUCUCUGUAUCGAUAAAUUCUCCCGAUUCUUUUUUCCAUUCUCAUUUUUGAUACUUAAUAUUGUAUAUUGGUGCACCUUUCUGUGAACGGGAAAUCAAUGAGUUUUUCAAAUUUCUGCACAAACAACACACAGAACUUAUUCAAUAUUCUACUUCAGCCUGUAGCUCCUCUCGUUAGAACUCAAUAAAAUUAUUAAAGUUU